Messenger RNA from Nothobranchius furzeri (turquoise killifish), 8311 nucleotides. It is a transcript of the gene syngr3a, whose product is annotated as synaptogyrin 3a. Gene Ontology annotation, cellular component: neuromuscular junction; synaptic vesicle membrane. NCBI's taxonomy places the organism in Eukaryota, Metazoa, Chordata, Actinopteri, Cyprinodontiformes, Nothobranchiidae. The record is from RefSeq and is a predicted model, not a curated record.
GCUCGCCACCGGGAGCGCGCAGGACCCGUCCCUACAGCAGCGCAUCCAUCCUGCCGCGGGGUCCGGGAGCGUGGAGGAGCGCACACUCACUCACACACAGAGGGAGAGACACUGAAAGAUGGACGGAGUGGGAUCGUUCGGAGCGGGCCGAUCCGGGUCCACUAUCGACCCGAUUACAUUCGCCAAACAGCCGCAGACCAUCCUGAGAGCGCUGUCCUGGAUAUUUUCCCUGGUGGUGUUUGCCUCCAUCGUGAAUGAAGGCUACGUUAACAUGGGCAGUGAACGUCUCCACUGUGUCUUCAACAAGAAUGCAGACGCAUGUAACUACGGCGUGUUUGUGGGUCUGGUGGGUCUGCUGGCAUGCUCCUUCUUCUUCCUGCUCGAUUACAAGUUCUCCUCCAUCAGCUCCGUUAAAGACAGGAAGAAGGCUGUGAUGCUUGAAAUUGGCUUCUCAGGUUUUUGGACCUUCCUGUACUUUGUAAGUUUCUGCUUCCUGGCCAAUCAGUGGUCUCGGACUAUGACUGAAGAUUUACCCCUCAACCAGGGGGCAGAUGCAGCUCGGGCGGCGAUUGCCUUCUCUUUCUUCUCGAUAAUCACCUGGGCUGGUUUAACAGUGCGUGCGGUCCAGAAGUAUCUGCUUGGAACAGACAUGACGCUGUUCACCACUGAGCACAUGGACGGCGGAGCGCCCACCCAACCGUACCCCUCCAAUUCACCGGUAGGCGGUACUACUGAGACCACAGAAGCCUACCAGAGCCCACCGUUCACCGAGAACAACACGGCACCCACGUACCAGGUCCCCAUUUAUUAGGAUGCCUUGAUGGGAUUCAGGAGGGAAAUAUGAGAGGAAACUGCUUGCUGUGAUUUCUGUUACCAGUGCAGUUGUUUUUAAGUUGAUCUGGUUAGUUGCCUUUUUCUUUUCCUCCUCUUGCUUCCUGCCUUUUCUGAACAUUCCAGCUUUAUCUGCUUUUCUAGACUUUUUCCAGGUUAAGAAAUGUUUUCUCUGCAUCAGAGCAGGUAAAAACAAAAGAAAACCAGAGGAGGAAAAAUGGAAGGCAAGGCUGCUUUGUUGCAUUCAAACACUAUUUUGUUAUAAAAGGAAGAGAUGGAACGAUCGACAUGUUUGACUGGAACAAAGCUGUACUGUAACGGAGCAGGCACACCUUUGUCUUUAUUUUUUAUUCAUUCAGGUGUCUUCUUUUUAUGCCAAACAUUGAGAAUGUUCUUUUUCUGUUUUAGCAACAAUAGCUCUCCUUACGCCCCCUGCUGGUUAUCAUGGUUAUGUGUCCAGACUUGUAGAUGAACCAAGUGCCAUACUGUACUGUGUUUCAGAGAGUGGCUUCAUUUUAGCAGAUUUUCACGUGCUGUAAAAAACAAUUGUGCAAUAUCUCACGUUCUAAUGUUGGCAGGUGUAUAUGGGCUGUGUGUCUGAGUCACAUUAGGUGAACUGUCUCAAAUCACGCAUUAGUUGUUGAAGUUACACAAAGAAACACGUUUAUAAAUUUCCUGGCUGUUGUUCAGUGAGCUUGUGAUCAGUGUUUUACAAAUAUUAGAUUAAUGUGGGAUUUAAAAAUAGAACUACAUUGAGACGGAUGAUUCGCUGUGGUGACCCCUGAUGGGAAAGGACAAGAGAGAAGAUAAUAAUAAAAAAAAAUAAUUCUUAUGUCAAGAAAAUUUAUUUCAUUUCAUUGCUUCUAUUACCAUUUACAUUUAUAUAAAACAGGGUAAAGUAGUUGAAGCCUAAAGGAACCCAAGCACCCCCUAGUGGCUGGUUCUGGUAUAUGUUUAAAACCCUACUUCCUCCAUGUUAGUUAAAGAGCAAGUCACCCCCGAAAUCAACUUUUUUUUGCUGAUAAACUAGACAAAUGAGUGUCUAAUCGCGCUGUAGACACGUGUAGUCAAUCAUUUGGCACUUUAGUGCAUCUUGGUUAAAAUUUUAAUUUUCUGACUAAAACUGUCUGUUUUGCCGUAGUCAGGUAAAAGCUCUGCACUGCAUUGAAUUUAAAUCUGCCACCACUAUUGGCUAAGAGGUACACAGUGAUGUUAGCUGGUACCAUAUGAUGUCACAAUGUCAUUGUGAGCCUGUGUGUGUGUAUUUGUUAGCAACUCUGCCCUCUUGGUCUGCCAGGCAACAGCAUUUGUUGCAUUUUUCAAACAUGAAGUGGGAGUUGAGUAAGGCUCUGGUAGGGGGUGACUUGCUCUUUAAAGCUUCUUUCCGGAGUAUUUCUCUCAUCCGAUGGCACCAUCUAGUGGCUGACAAGCAUAUCACACAAAAAGUCUGUUGCUGUUUUUUUAAGGUGGCAACUUCACGUUUCUGAGUAUAAAUGUGCUUCUGUAGCCGACAAACAGAGCUAAAACACGUUUUACGAGUAUUAUUCUCAUGUCAUGUUGUGUUCUCAUAUAUUUAUAUUUUUGAGACUUUUCCGUGAAAAGUUCAUCAACUCUGCAUCAGCCGAGGUAUUCCUUAAAUUUGAAGCACGUAAGCGGUAGUUUAACGCUAUUGGUGAGUUCUGGUCGGCGCUCAGUUUCUUAUUGCACGGAGCUCUGCGGGGCAGGGGGCGUGCUUAACAAAAAAAAAGACUUAUUGCUUAUAUUAUAUCACAGUACAUGAUAAGAUAACCACUUUAAUGGAUUUCUGACAAAUCAUGCAUCAUUUCUGAAAGGGGAAAACUCCGGAAAGCAGCUUAAUGUGGUACUGGGUGUUGAGUUCCAUUGAUUCAUUUGUUCCUUACAUUAUUGCUUCCCGCCCAAUCAUUUUUCUAGAAUGCUUAAGCGUAAUUAGUGGCACAAUCUAACUGGCUGAACCUGUGUUGUCCAUCGUCCAGUGAGCUUCCCCCAUAAUUUUUUGUCAGUAUUCUAUCCUGGAAUUAAUAUUGAUGGAGUCAACAAGAUGUAAUCUCAUCAUGAUCCUGAUAUUGCAACCCAAUUUGGGGGCGGGCCUUUCCAUCUCGGUCUUCUUGCUUACCUGACAAAUCCGUUCUCCUGAGUACGGGAGCACGAGGACGGCAUUUGGAACAGAGCUGUUCUCCGUUACGUCAUGGCAUUAUGCGCUGAUUUAUGCUAGAGCAAGGAAAUGACCAGAAAUUAAAUAAAAUUCUAGUUUGUUCCUUAAAUAACAUAACAGUGAAUACUAGGGAUGUCCUGAUCAGGGUUUUUUUUUGCCCCCAAAUCUGAGUCCAGGUCAUUUGAUUUGAGCAUCCAUCGAUACGGAGUCCUUAUCCAAUACAAUACAUUAAAUGAGAGUAAAGAAAGCAAAGAAACAGAUCCAGAUGAAAAGAAUCCCGGUACGCUGAGAGUCCAUAUAAUUAAUGUAACAAAGGCAGAAACAGGAUCUUUUUUCAGAAUCCCUCUGGGUGUGUAAGUAAGGCUUCUAGGGGAGCCCAUCACCCUUCAGGUGAGCCAGGUUCUCCUUAGCUCCCCUGUAAUUUGCUCCCUGUAUCCACGUCCAGAUUGGGAGGUAACGCCCGAUUCCAACUGAGCCUGAAACCAAGUGAUUGGGACCGAUUUCCGAUCACGUGAUCGGAUCUGGACAACCCUAAUGAACACAUUUUGUUGGUUCAAUACUUCAUCCACUUUUUAAUGUUAGUGUUUCUUUUAUCUAUCUUACUUUGAAAUUGAUAAAAUAUCAACAUUUCCUGCUGGUAAAUGAACAAAAUUCUGUUUAUUUUUUAUUAAAACAGCUGGUUUUAUUGUGAUAGCAGGUUAGCUAAUUAGCAUUUUGCUGCAUCGUGAAGAGUCGGAGCAGAAACCAAAUGCACACAGCAAAUUUGACAGGUUGACACAAUUAUCUACUGUAACAGACAACUUUAUAUUUAUUUAUACAGAAUAAUUUAUUUGUAUUUUUAAAAUAAAAACACUAGAGCUUUCGAUUUCUGCCGGUUUUCCUUUGGGGUAUGACAGUUUGUGAUGCAAUGCAUUAUGGGAUACCUUGCUGGCGUAAGUCCGCAGAAGAAUGCAUCAGUGCAUUCUUGAUAAAAUGGGCAGAGCAAACACGCAGGAACUUUGAAUGUACUCGCUAUGAUGCAUACUUGUGGCUGGGUUAGAAAAUCAAGUUUUCAGAAACUAUGACGCAGCAUCAUGUUUCCGCAUGCCCUCUAUUUGUGCAUCAAACAUUUCAAAUGUUUAUUUUCUUCCACAUUUGUCUCAUUUGAUCUUGAUCCUGUCUUAUUUUGUGUAAAAUCGACUCUAACCGAGGGAACUGGUAAGACCUUCAAAGACAAAGACAGGUGUUGGGGAAUCUUUACAGGGUAUCCGCGGGUCCUUAAAAAGUCUUAAAUUAGCUUUUCCAAAUUUAAGGCCUUAAAAAUCCUUAAAAAUGACAAAUAAUCCUUAAAUACAGUUUCCAAAGGUCUUAAAUUACCAAAGACCCAAUAAACAAAAUUAUUUUAUUUCUAUAAAAUUUUCGUGAAUUCGUGACAAUGUCGUGAAAAGUUAGUGUUCAGCAUUUUUUAUGUAUGAUAUUGGCAUAAGCGGAACCGUACACAUUCAGUUGGUUGUGAAAGGGGGCUAUUUUUAGAUGCGCACAUUAGCUGGUUAAGCUAGUGGGAGGCUUGCGCCAUGGGGAAGUGCAAGUUUAAUGGUAACUGGAUGGUUAAUCCCACCUUCGCGAAGUGGUUAGCACCAGUUCCAGGCAAUAGCUGGAAAUUAUAGCUUAAAUAAAAUAAAAAAUAUAGCUUACAAUUGGUCAAAGUGGCCUUAAGAAAGGUCUUUAAAAGUCUUAAAUUUGGCUCCCAUGAACCUGCAGAUACCCUGCUAUAACAAACAUUCUUUCUUUGUAUUUUGUUGUGUUGAUAAUAUGGACUCUCUCGCCAUCUAGUGGCUGGGUAGAAGUAUUUUAGCAUUCUUGGUAGAAGGAUGUGGACAGAAACCAAUUCAAAAAGAAGAAUUGGCCUAAACUCCAACCGCGGUCUGGAGAAUAAACCAGCUAGUGUGUAAUUUGGGACAGUGCUCUAUAUGUGGAGAGUGUGUGAGUGAACGGGGAUGCUGUGGAUAAAAUAUGUUCCUUUAUGAUUUUAAAGCUGCCAAACUGCCCUGGGUUCUUAUCGCUGUCCUCUGAUUACUCGUGUGUUAUCAGCGACAGGUAUUUCAGGUGAGACGAGCUGUCAUCAAGGGUUGGGUUGCUGGAGGAUUCAGUUAAGUCUCACUCACUCAAGGAGUAAAAAAAAAAUUUUGUUGUGGAUCACUAGAUCCUGCAAUCCUGCCUUUAGAUUUUAGAAGGUCAGAAUUAGUCGCCAUGGUGACGCGAAUAGGCAGGAUGUGGGUCAGAAGUGGUCCCCUAUGUAGAUAGUCCUUCUGGGUGUGUAGCAGUAUCUGUGUGCUGUGGUUACACUGGUGAAUCUGUCAUUUGUGUGUGGGUUAUGGUGCGACGAGGGUCUUGUGUUGGUGUGUGAGUGUGUGUGUUUCAGUUUGGUACAGUUUUAGCACAGAGCAGUUUUCAGAAGUUCCCUAAAAAUCGACCCCACGGUUUCUGCAUCCCAACGGUAAAGUUUUUAGUUUUGAUGAACUGAACCAAACGUAAAGGUUUACAACGAAGCGAUAGGACUGAUCUGUUGCUGCCUGAUUGUUUAAUGGAUCCGUUAUGAACCGUUUCUGAUCCACUAAGAAGUAGUCACAAUAAUAAUAAUAAUAAUGAUAAUGCAUGAAUAUGUUGUAUAGAAGCCAUUAGAUAUAUUUAUUAUUAUUCCAUUAUUAGUCCAAGAUGUUUAACAGAAGCCUGCCUACAAAUCUGAAAAAAGUCUCUCAGUCUCAUCACAUCUCUGUGAUCCUGGUGAUCACUCAGAUAUAAUGCCAAUAAAAUGUGUAACAAUAUGGUGGUAAUCAGUAGUUUAGUGGUCAAACCACCAUUCCCCUCUGCAAAAACAGUCAUUUUUCUGCUUGUAGAGGAUUUAAGGUCGUCCUAAACAGAGCUGAGACUGCUUUAACUGAGGUGAUAACUCUUGGUCAUAAUCAUUUGCUCAGAGCUGAGGAAUUCUGUUUUGGGACACGCGUUGAUAAAGUUCUGCUGGGUUUGGUUUCUGAUUAGUAGAACUACACUGUCUGUUUAUGCCUUCUGGCUCUCUGCUGUCCCACAACUUGCUGAGUUCAUAAAUGGGACUGGGAUCUGGGACUUUUAGCCCUUUCAUGCAUAGUGGUCUGCGUUAGUGGUGCACCUGCACAGAUGCUCUUUAAAACCUCCGUCAUAAAAGGAGAUGAUGUACUUUUCAUGCAUAAAAACACUUGGCACAGGCUGUCAGAACUUUGCAUGAAAGGGUUCAUCUAAGAUUGCAUGAUAAUUAAAAAGGAGCUAUCAUUGUCAUAAAAGCAUAUCCAUCCAGCUAUCCAACCAUUAUCAGCCGCUUAUCCAGAGUCGGGUCGCGGGGGCAGCAGAGAGGCCCAGACUUCCCGCUCCCCGGCCACUUAAGCCAGCUCUUCCAGGGAAGUCCUAAAAGACGUUCCCUGGCCCGCUGAGAGGCAUUUCCUCCAGCGUGUCCUGGGUCUUCCUUUAGGUCUUCUCGGAAAACUUUACCAGGGGGGCAUCCUAAUCAGAUGCCCGAGCCACCUCAACUGGCUCUUCUCGAUGCGGAGGAGCAGCGGGCCUACUCCGAGCCCCUCACCCUAUCUCUAAGGGAGAGCCCGGCCACCCUGCGGAGAAGACAAAUUUCGGCCGCUUGUUUCCGCAAUCUCGUUCCUUCGGUCACUACCCAAAGCUCGUGACCAUAGGCGAGGGUAAAUGGAGAGCCUUGCCUUCCUGCUCAGCUCUCUCUUCACCGCAACAGACCGUUACGUCUUCAUCUCUGCAGAUUCAGCACCAAUCCACCUAUCUUUCCCUCACUGGUGAACACGACCCCGAGACACUUAAACUCCUCCACUUGGGGCAGGACCUCGUCCCUAACCCGGAGAAGGGAUUCUACCCUUUUCUGAUUCAAGACCGUGGUCUCGGGUUUAGAGGAGCAAAACGAAAAUCAAGUUAAAAAAAACUGCUAUUCAUAGUCAUUCCCAGAUUUAUGUAAUUACAUAAUUAUGCAUCAUCAGUAGUAAAAAAAAAAAAAAAAGAUUUGAACAUUCAUGUUCUCUAAGUUUGGAGGAAAUUUCUUUCAUUUCAUAGUGUUUAAGCACUCGUUUUAAUGGGAUAAUUCAGAUCUGUUCAAGUAGGGUUUUGUGGAAAAAACUGGUGUAGGGGUGAAAAUCACACGUAUUAGGUACGGGCGUUCAGCAUGAAUGCUUGAAGCGUACAACAAAUCUGUUGGACACAGCUGGUUAAAACAGAAAUUAUUCUUGUGCAAAUAUCGGUGUAUUCACCUUUAAUAUUAGUUAUUUAAAUGCAGCAGUUACUGGAUUGGUGCAGUUCAAAGUGAGUGCGUCUAAUAAAAUAAUACUAACAUAAAGGUGAGACGUGUCCAUGCGCCCCCCACCAACACAGCUGGAAAAAUUCCUAGGGGAAACACUGAAUCUGGUCAGACGCCGCUCAAAGAGCUUUCUUCAACAGGUAAGAUAACUUUGUAGAACCUUUCCACAGAACCUCACUUUAAAAAAUCUGAGCCAUUGAAUGAGAAAACGUUAGAGUACUUCUUUAUUUUUCUACUGGAAAUAUUUUCAUUUUUAUUUUUGGGGGGUUAAACCAGAUAUAAAGUGUUUCCAUGACGAUCCUAUGGGGUAUUAUAAUUAGUUUGGGGUGCCGUCAGUUCAGGGUGUUUUAUUGUUCUCGUUGCUUCGUUCUCUUAGUGGUAGAAGAAGAUAAUAAAAACAAACAUGCUCUGUGUUUCGUGCUCUGGCAUCUGUACACUACUGUGGUAUUGGUUGAUUGUUUAAAAAAAUAAUCAAAAGGUCAGUGUGUUCAUGAGGUAAAUGGAACUCAUGUGUGAUUCUGUCCAGGGUCUGGUUUGUUCUGUGCUCCUGAAAUUAAUAAGUAUUUAUUUCCUAGACGGCACUACUUUUUUGGAAAUACUUUGUGGAACAGUCGUAAAAGGGCCAAAGUCAACACGUGAGCUCAUUCUGUCGUUUAGUGAAGCUGAGGUAAUAAAAAGGCUGUUAGAUGUAGUGGUGCUGGCACCAGCAGUGGUGCGGUUCCAGUAGAAAACGUUGCAUGAAUGUUACAACACACCCACCCCCUCCCUGGUUAUGCGGAUGGUUUGAAGAAGGAAAAAAAUCCCCAUUAAAGAAGAAAACAUCAAUUCUGUGUUCUUUAACAUGUUUCUACCAAAUAGUUUCUUCUUGUUAUGAAGCUGUUUGGCCUCUUCAGCGUGAACUCACUGUGUACAGACAUGUGUCACUGUCUAUUACCUGGACUUUGGUCUGACCAUCACUCCCAAUAAAGAAGAAAACAUGUUUUGGA